CAAUAUCCAAGCCUUGACAUUGCGAAGAUGGAGGCUGUUAUGGUCUAGACCAGGAUACAUAGAAAGAUAAAACUGCGAGUUUCAGAGCCCUGUUAUGACAACAUUUCCAGCCGGUCCAGAACCGUUUCCUGGUUGUGACUCCUCUGCUUGUUACCGACCCGAUGUCUAGGAUAUAACUGGUGGAGGCAGGAGGUGUGAGUAGAGUGCAGUAGACAUCGGCAGCAUGUACUCCGAGUGGCGCUCACUGCAGUUGGUGGUGCAGAGCGACCAGGGCCACCUCAGUGUUCUGCACACUUAUCCCACCACCGUGGGCACGGAGGUGGCAAAUGCUGUGGUCAAGCCUCUGGGCACAGCUGUGAGCCCUGUCGCCACAGAGAACAUCCUCAAGACAGAUAAGGAGGUGAAGUGGACCAUGGAGGUGCUGUGUUAUGGCCUCACUCUCCCCCUUGAAGGGGACACUGUCAAGCUGUGUGUAGAUGUGUACACAGACUGGAUGAUGGCCCUGGUGUCGCCCAGGGACUCGAUGCCUCAGCCUGUGGUCAAGGAGCCCAAUAUGUACAUCCAGACCAUCCUCAAACAUCUUUACAACGUCUUUGUACCCAGGCCUGAGCAGCACAGUCUGAACCAUAUCAGGCUUUGCCAGCAAGUUCUGACUGCAGUCCAAAAACUGGCAAGAGAGUCUGUUUCCAUGGUUAGGGAAACCUGGGAGGUGCUGCUGCUCUUCCUGCUUCGCAUCAACGACACAUUGCUUGCCCCACCCACUGUUGGAGUUGGAGUGGCAGAGAAACUAGCAGAGAAAUUGAUGGCAGUGCUGUUUGAGGUGUGGCUGCUUGCUUGCGCGCGCUGUUUCCCCACACCGCCGUACUGGAAGACGGCGAGGGAGAUGCUGGCCAACUGGAGACACCACCCGCCUGUUGUAGAGCAGUGGAGCAGAGUGGCCUGUGCCCUGACCUCCAGACUUUUGCGCUUUACCCACGGACCGUCCUUCCCACCUUUUAAAGUUCCUGAUGAGGACGCCAACCUGAUUCCUUUAGAGAUGGACAGUGACUGUGUGGCACAGACGUGGUACCGCUUUCUCCACAUGCUCAGCAACCCAGUGGACCUGAGCAACCCUGCGAUAGUGAGCACCACUCCAAAGUUUCAGGAGCAGUUUCUUAACUCCAGCGGUAUCCCUCAUGAAGUGGUGCUGCAUCCGUGUUUGAAACAGCUGCCCCAGAUCUUCUUCAGGGCCAUGAGGGGUGUCAGCUGCCUAGUGGACGCCUUCUUGGGUAUCUCUGUUGAAAAGAGAGAUGUACGCGAGAGGGUGUUCACUUUUUCCCCAGUGCUGCUCUCUCAUGGUAUAUCACGUCCCAGAGCUGACAGUGCCCCGCCCACCCCAGUCAACAGAUUGAGCAUGUCUCCGCCCCCCUCCAUCACCAACACCACGCCCCCUCACAGCCGCAAGCAGCGGCAUACAGUGGUCACCAAAACCACAAGCAAGAGUUCGACUGGCAGUGGAAGUCAACCAACCAAAGCAUCCCAGCAGCAACAGCAGCAGCAGCAAACUUCGUCCUCCCCGACCCUGCUUUCCAGCCCCAACCAGAGCAGCUGGGAGUCUCGGCCUCUGCCGGCCCCGGCACGGCCAAAGGUCAACAGCAUCCUUAACCUGUUCGGCCAGUGGCUUUUCGACGCUGCUCUGGUGCACUGUAAGCUCCACAGCGGCCUCAGCCGAGACCCGAGCAUGACCGCCUCUUUUAUCCAAAUUCUCCUUUCUUAUAAAUCUUCGAUAGCCACUCAAGUAGGUCUGGAGCUGAGGAGGAAGGGUUCUCAAAUGUCCACCGACUCCAUGGUGUCGAACCCCAUGUUUGACGCCAACGAGUUCCCAGAGAGCUACGAGGCAGGACGAGCGGAGGCCUGCGGGACUCUCUGCCGCAUCUUCUGUAGCAAGAAAACAGGAGAAGAUAUUCUGCCUGUUUACCUGUCCAGGUUUUACAUGGUCCUGAUUCAGGGUCUCCAGAUCUCCGAUUUCAUCUGUAGACCAGUUCUUGCUUCCAUCAUUCUCAACUCCUCUUCUCUCUUCUGUACUGACCUGAAGGGCAUCAAUGUGGUGGUGCCCUACUUCAUAGCUGCCCUGGAGACUAUUGUACCAGACAGGGAGCUGUCCAAAUUCAAGAUGUAUGUAAACCCUACCGACCUGAGGAGAGCCUCCAUCAACAUCCUGCUGGCCAUGUUGCCACUGCCGCAUCACUUUGGCAACAUCAAAUCAGAGGUUCUGUUGGAGGGAAAGUUCAAUGAGGAGGAUGGGUGGCCUCAUGACCAGCCCGUUUCCUUCCUGUCCCUGAGGCUACGUCUUGUCAAUGUCCUGAUAGGAGCGCUGCAGACUGAGACCGACCCCACUAACACACAGCUCAUCCUGGGUGCAAUGCUCAAUAUUGUUCAAGACUCAGCACUGUUGGAGUCCAUAGGUGCACAGACCGAAACAGGAAGUAUAGAUGGGAGUCACAUGACAGUGAGGAGUCACAGCCGCACCAACAGUGGCAUUAGUUUCACCAGUGGAGGCAGCACAGAGGCUACCAGCCCAGACUCUGAGCGUCCGGCCCAGGCCUUGCUUCGAGACUACGCUCUUCCAGAUACGGCGGCAGGCCUGCUGGUGCGCAGCAUCCACCUGGUCACCCAGAGGCUCAACUCUCAGUGGAGGCAAGACAUGAGCAUUUCCCUGGCUGCCCUGGAGCUGCUGGCUGGGCUUGCCAAGGUAAAGGUGGGAGUAGACUCUGCAGACCGUAAACGUGCUGUCAGCUCUAUAUGUGGGUACAUUGUGUACCAGUGUAGCCGUCCAGCUCCUCUUCAAUCCCGAGACCUCCACUCCAUGAUUGUAGCUGCCUUUCAGUUUCUGUGUGUGUGGCUCACAGAACACCCUGACAUGCUGGAUGAGAAGGAUUGUUUGGUAGAGGUGUUGGAGAUUGUGGAGCUGGGGAUCUCUGGUAGCAAGUCUCGACAGGAACAGGAAGUUCGACAUAAAGGAGAGAAGGAGCACAACCCAGCUUCGAUGAGGGUAAAGGACGCUGCUGAGGCGACUUUGUCCUGUAUCAUGCAGGUGCUCGGGGCCUUCCCUUCUCCCAGCGGGCCCGCCUCCACCUGCAGCCUACUGAAUGAAGACACCCUGAUCCGCUACGCCAGACUCAGUGCCACAGGGGCCAGCAACUUCCGCUACUUUGUCCUGGACAACUCGGUCAUCCUCGCCAUGCUGGAGCAGCCUCUCGGCAAUGAGCAGAACCCCAGUCCAUCAGUGACAGUUUUGAUCCGAGGCACAGCCGGCAGACAUGCCUGGACCAUGCAGCUCUUCCACCAACCCAGAGGAGCUCGGGCCAAUCAGAGGCAGGUGUUUGUUCCCGAGGGCCGUCCGAUGCCCAACAAUGACGUGGGGAUCAAAUACAACGUCAAGCAGAGGCCCUUCCCUGAAGAAGUGGAUAAGAUUCCCCUUGUCAAAGCUGAUGUUAGUAUUCCUGACCUGGAUGACAUUGUCAGUAGAGAGCUGGAAGUUCAGCACGACAAGCUUCGCAUUCUGAUGCACAAGCAGAUAGAGUAUGAGAACGCCUUGGAGCGGCACAGUGAGGAAAUCUGGAAGUCCAAACCUUUCCCCGACCCACAGAUAGACUGCAAACCCCCCCCACCCUCACAGGAGUUCCAGACGGCACGCCUCUUCCUCUCCCACUUUGGCUUUCUGUCUCUGGAGGCACUCAAGGAACCCAACAACAGUCGUCUACCUCCUCAUCUGAUUGGCCUGGAGUCAUCCUUGCCAGGGUUUUUUGAUGACAUCAGCUACCUGGACCUGCUUCCCUGCCGGCCAUUUGACACUGUCUUUAUUUUCUAUGUGAGAGCUGGACAGAAAAGCAGCCAUGAGAUCCUGAGGAAUGUGGAGUCAUCAUCCAGUGUCCAGCCCCACUUCUUGGAGUUCCUGCUGUCCUUGGGCUGGCCUGUGGACGUGGGACGCCACCCAGGAUGGACAGGACACCUAGAUACUAGCUGGUCCCUCAACUCCUGCUCCGACAGCAAUGACAUACAACAAACAGAGGAAGCAACUACUCCUGAGGACACAGGAGGUUCUGUGUUCAAUGGGGAGAAGAAAGUUUUGUACUACGCUGAUGCUCUGACAGAGAUUGCCUUCGUUGUUCCAUCUCUAACAGAAAAUUCUGAGGAGUCAUCAGUGCACAGUGACUCCACAGUGGAGGCAGACACCAACACAGACGUCAUGCCUGGUUUACACAAACAACCCAAUCUCACACUGGAGCUGUUCCCCAACCAUUCUGAAAACCUGGAGUCUGCCAAGAAGCUGAGUCCUUUGGUGAAGACAAAGAGGUCAUCGACUGGAAAGUCUUUCCCACCACUGGGUCCCGAAACAAAGGUGUUUGUGGUCUGGGUGGAGCGCUUUGAUGAUAUUGAGAACUUCCCGUUGACUGAUCUGUUGGCUGAAACCAGCACGGGCUUGGAAGCUAGCAUGAGCAACAGCACUUCCUGCAGGUCGGGGUUACUAGAGAAGGACGUUCCUCUGAUCUUCAUCCACCCUCUGAAGACGGGACUCUUCAGGAUCCGGCUGCAUGGAGCUGUGGGCAAAUUUGGCAUGGUGAUUCCCCUGGUGGACGGCAUGGUGGUCAGCCGCAGAGCUCUAGGGUUCCUUGUGCGUCAAACAGUCAUCAACGUGUGCCGGCGGAAGCGUCUGGAAAGUGACUUGUACAACCCGCCUCACGUGAGGCGGAAGCAGAAAAUAACGGAGAUUGUCCAGCGUUACCGCAACAAGCAACUGGAGCCCGAGUUUUACACCUCGCUCUUCCAUGAGGUGGGGGAGGGAAAGCCUCACCUCUAAUACCCCUGUCCUGUCCUAACACUGGUUCACAAGCGCACACACACACACACACAACACACUCUUUUUAUCUAUACUCACACACCAUUUACAUGUGUGCGUGCAUACAUACACACACACACACACAGACACACACACACACGCAGAAUCUUUAUAUUUAUACUGUACUAUUUUGUUAUUUAUAUGAAUACAUAUAUCAACACUGUCUGCCUUUGACUCUGAGAGCAAAGUGUCAAAAACCAUGCCAAGGUGGGAAAAGCUACAUUUCUAUGUCGCAGCCACUCACUGAACAUUUGAAUGGCUGAAGUUCAACAGUGUCUCUGCUCAUUUAGGUUCAUGCUUCGUGGCAAAAGAGUUUCAGCUUGUCUUUAACUGCAAUACAAUAGGUACACUGUUGGCCUUUCUGAACUUGUAAAAAAAAAAAAAAAAAAAGAAAAAAGUUCUUUAAACCCUGUGACAUGAGUGUAUUUCACGAUGGUUUGGUAGUACACAGCUGUGUCCAGAAUCCGGAUCUGUUUUUGUUUUAAUCAAACAGAUUUAUGGAUUGGAUUUUUGCCAAGGAGAUGAACAUCUAAGCGUCAUAAAAUGUUUUGUAAUAAACAUCGCUGCUGCGUCAAGGCAGGUGGCUUCAAUAGAACAAAGAAAUGAUGGACAGCAUUGACACGUAAUCUAAUUUUACAACAAAUUGUCAUCCACAUUCAGACAACUGCUAAAGUCUUCCUAGUGCAAACACACAUUUGGCCAUCCAGCAGCUGACUGAGCACGCAAAUGCUGCCGUUUAUAGUUUGGAUUGUUUUGUUUUUUCCAGAUGAUUUCUAGGACUCCUACGUUGUAUUACUGUAUGCGGAUGCCAUUUUCUUGGCACCUGCACUGUCUCUGUGCCAGUCUGAAAGUCCUCCCAUCUCACAACAGCCACUGCACUGUUUGUGUGUGUGUGUGUGUGUGUGUGUGUAUAUGUGUGUGUGUGUGUAUGUACACGGCCACAUGUAUGCUUAUUCAACCAGUCAAAACCAUUGACCCUACAGGGAGUCACAGUGACGCCCUAAAACCCCCAUAGGUGGCAUUUAAAGAUGAAUUUUGUCACAGAAAUUUGACUCCGAAUAAUUCAGUUUCGAAAAGUUAAAUUUCCUCGGUCAAGACAUAACCCUAGAAUUGGUUUACUCUUAAUGCCUGGUAACACUAGAGUUUACUGAUAAUGAGAGCAGUUACAGAGCUCCUGGACUUUGCACUUGAUCGCAGGGCUAAUACGAAAUGACCAAAAAGACAUUUUAGUUGUGAAGUCUCUGCCAAUACCAAACAGCACAGUUUAAGUGUCUUGCUCAUCUAAACAAAUCUAAGGUGACGGAUUCAAAGGCCAAAAUACUCAAUGUAGCUAACAGCAUUAUAUAACCUGCAUUUUGACUGAUCAGUGCUGUAUUUUGGUUUUUUUUUCCAUUUUUUAAAUUCUUAACCCAGAAUGAAAAAGUUAUAUUCAGUUUGGAUUACAGAAAUACGCAAUUAUGCCUUCACAACUUGUUUUAGUAAUUUUUUUUUUUUUUUGCUUCACAAUUUUUUUCACUUUUGUUUACUCACUGUACUUUUGGUUUUUAUUCAAGCCCUCUCACUGUCUGCCUGUAACAAUGUGAAUUUAUUUAUCACAGAGAUGGAACAGGGCAAACACCUCUAGUUUCUUUGUUAUAUUGGAAAGUCUUAAUGCACUGAGCACAUUUUAUGUUUAUUUUCUAUUCCCUGUGGUUACCUUACAUGUCUUUUGUACUUUUUGUGCAUUUUGAAAGAAAACCCUGCUGAAGGAAGAGUUUUAUCUUGUGAAAUACGAAUGAAGAAGAGGCGUCGGCGAGUUUUUAACCUAUCAUGUCUAAUUGUGUGACUCACUUUUUAUGACGGUGCUUUACGCACAUGCCUUUUUUUGGAAGGAAAAAAGUACAUUAAAUAUGCUUCAAAGAUACUACAUACAAUCAGUCAUACAUUGUAUCCUAUGUUACUCCUCUGAUGUUUGAUCAUAUUUAAGGAUUUGCCAUGUACAGAAGCGGAGGAUAAUAUGUAAAUAUAUGAUAGUGUAAGGCAUUUACAAGUUGUCUGUUGCAUUCAUCCGAGAUGGCGAGAAAAGUUAUGUUUGUAUGCAAUUAUGUGUGGGAGGAUCACAAUGGGUAUUGAAUGUAACAUGCAUCAAUUAAAACUAUUAUUGACCUUUUAA
Molecule: messenger RNA, 7031 nt
Organism: Seriola aureovittata
Lineage: Eukaryota; Metazoa; Chordata; Actinopteri; Carangiformes; Carangidae
Product: ral GTPase-activating protein subunit beta-like
Exons: 33
Coding region: 224-4840 (1538 amino acids)
Biological process (GO): regulation of small GTPase mediated signal transduction; activation of GTPase activity
Molecular function (GO): GTPase activator activity
Source: RefSeq, a predicted model, not a curated record